Messenger RNA from Pectinophora gossypiella (pink bollworm), 1072 nucleotides. Its product is annotated as arginine/serine-rich coiled-coil protein 2-like. NCBI's taxonomy places the organism in Eukaryota, Metazoa, Arthropoda, Insecta, Lepidoptera, Gelechiidae. The transcript is spliced from 2 exons. The record is from RefSeq and is a predicted model, not a curated record. The coding region runs from base 111 to 983 and encodes 290 amino acids.
AGUAAGUGUAGUGAUCAAAGCGCGUAAGUCGAAUAAACCUAAAAGUCAGUGAAAUAAUAACUAAACUAGUGUUUAGUUGUGUGUUACAGAUCCAGUAUACUCCAGCCGCAAUGGAUACUUCGGUUGUUAUAGAAGUAUGCAACUUAGACACCACAGGAACAACUGAAGGUGAGGAAAAUUCACGUGCUCAUCACAGACAUAGAGAGCGCUCUCAUUCGAGAGGCCACUCCAGAGAGAGAUCGAGAAGUAACGGGGGUGAAGUAAUUCUGGUAGCAGUGGAUGGAGAGGAUGUUAGUGAAAAAGGACGGUGCCGAUCUAGAGGUAGAGAUCGCUCCAGGUCAAGAAGUCAUUCUAGAAGGUCCCGAGGCCACUCUAGAGGACGAUCUCGGUGUCAUUCAAGACGAUCUAGGUGCUAUUCCAGAGGAAAUUCUAAGGAAAGAUGUACAAAAAAAUUUAACGAAGAUAUUAUACUUGUCUCAUUGACUGACGAUCAAAUGAUUCAAUCUAAACAUAGGUGCAGAGAUCGUUUGCGCUCCAGAGAUCACUCUAGAAGUAUAUCAAGGUCAUCAAGGAGUAAUUCUCGAGGAAGGAGCAGAGAGAUAUCUCCAAAUAAAUGCAAGGAAAGAGAGGGCGUCUUUAUGCUAGCGUCGUAUAUCCACUACUAUGUGCCUGGGAGUUUGAGAAUCCAUACAGAUCGGAAGGUUGAAAAGGCAGAAUCGUAUAUUGAGAAGACGCGGCGCCCGCUGUUCCCCCCGGGUUUCAGAAGAUGGUUGCCAAUAUCAGAAGCCCCCUACCCUGGCUAUUGUAGGAAGCCGAGUAGUAGUGACUGUGAACCCGCUCUGUGUAAUUGCGUCCAAUUAAAACAAAUAUGGGAUCAGGUUAUAAACAAGAAUAAUCUCAAAUCCAUAUCUUAUAUGUUCAGCAGGGACGCAACCACACCGAAGAUUGCUCCUAAUAUACAGUUGAAAAGUUCUAUUAAAUAAUAUUCUACAUUCAAUUACGUAUAAUAAUAUUUUAUUUAAGAUACAUUUUACAUUGCAGUUACAUUACAUAAUAAAAUUUCAAGACAUUU